Molecule: messenger RNA, 1504 nt
Organism: Penaeus monodon (black tiger shrimp)
Lineage: Eukaryota; Metazoa; Arthropoda; Malacostraca; Decapoda; Penaeidae
Product: bestrophin-2-like
Molecular function (GO): chloride channel activity
Source: RefSeq, a predicted model, not a curated record
AUGGAAAGGCAGCAUCUAUAAGCUGGUCUGGCCCGAGCUUCUGUUCUACACCUUCCUGUAUUACACCUGCAGCGCCACCUACAGAUUCGUGCUCGAUGAGAAACAGAGGAGAACGUUCGAGAAGGUGUCCAUCUACUGCGAGUCCUUCAUAGACCUGAUCCCGGUGUCCUUCGUCCUCGGCUUCUACGUGAGCAUCGUCGUCCAGCGGUGGUGGGACCAGUACAUGUCCCUCCCCUGGCCCGACUCCCUGGCCCUCUUCGUCUCCACUUCCAUCCAUGGCCAGGAUGAGCGUUCCCGCCUGAUGAGGAGAACAGUCAUGCGUUACGUGAAUCUUACAGAACUCAUCACACUGAUCAUGAUAAGUCCCACGGUCAAGAAAAGAUUCCCAACGCUUGACCACCUGGUUGAAGCAGGCUUUAUGACAUCAAAUGAGAAGAAGAUUUUUGACGAUUUAGAUGCAAAGACGUCGCACCCCAAGUACUGGAUGCCCCUUGUGUGGGCCGGCAGCAUUGUCUCACGUGCCAGGAAGGAAGGCAGAAUCCGUGACGACUUUGCAGUGAAGACAAUCAUCGAUGAAAUCAAUAGGUUUAGAGGACUGUGUGGUGGUCUCCUCAGCUAUGAUUGGAUCAGCAUACCUCUUGUUUACACACAAGUCGUCACCCUUGCUGUGUAUACCUUCUUCCUUGGAACCAUCAUGGGCAGACAAUUUCUCGAUCCGGCACAGAAUAUCGCAAAACAUACAUUAGACUUCUAUGUACCAAUUUUUACGCUGUUGCAAUUCUUCUUCUACAUGGGCUGGCUCAAAGUUGCAGAAUCACUCGUCAAUCCAUUUGGAGAAGAUGACGACGACUUCGAAGUCAAUUGGCUUGUGGAUAGGAAUCUGCAGGUAUCAUACCUCAUUGUGGACGAAAUGCACAGUGAACAUCCAGAACUGAUCCAAGACAUGUACUGGGAUGAAAUCUUCCCACAAGAACUGCCUUACACAGUUGCAGCAGAGCAGUUCCGCAGAGAGCCUCCACAAGGUUCCACUGCACAUAUUGAAGUGCCAGAACCGGAUCAGGAAUUUUUACCACUCUUGGAAGAAAUGGAUGACGAGGAGGACUUACAAGAAGAGAGAGUGGGAGACGUUAAGGUCGAUAUGAAGAAUGGCACACAAGCUAUAGAUAUCAUGAAGAAAACUGGAAGUAUAGGUUCCUCAAUCUCUCGUAUGUCAUCUCAGACCAUCGCCUCUCGUAAACCAUCUAUGCUGUCUAUGUUGAUGCAGAAAGUGAAAUCUGGGAGUCAUGAAAAUAUGAGAAGAAGGAGCAGCAAACCCCUUGGAAGCACAACUUCAAUGCGGCACAUGCGGAAACAACGAGGCUUGAUGAGGUCUGCGUCCAGGAUGUCUUCUUCAUCUCAAGUCUGCCAGAGUCCUGAAUCUGUUGCCAGAAAUCCUACGAUAUUAACCCAGGUAAGAUGGGAUUACAUAAAAAGGAGCUUUUCAUAUUAGUUGAAUAAGUAUAAU